Messenger RNA from Diaporthe amygdali, 1122 nucleotides. RefSeq lists its product as uncharacterized. Gene Ontology annotation, molecular function: hydrolase activity. The record is from RefSeq and is a predicted model, not a curated record. The coding region runs from base 1 to 1122 and encodes 373 amino acids. The transcript has 2 exons. Lineage: Eukaryota; Fungi; Ascomycota; Sordariomycetes; Diaporthales; Diaporthaceae.
AUGACUUCUCAAGCACAGGAAGUGCAGCCUUCUGCACCAUUCUCGACUGCCUUGUACAAUGGCCUCUUGGUCCGAAUUAUACAGACUAUUGCCGCUUCAGAGCGAUGGUAUCGAUGGGCCUUUCCUUCGCGUUCCAACGUAGCGCCAUCACUCAUAAAGACCUAUACCUGCCGUCCUUCUCUUUCUGUUCGCAUCUUCCGCCCCACGAACCGGGAUCGUGAUUCGUCCGAGCGUCUACCAUGCUACUUCAACAUCCACGGAGGAGGAUUCUGUCUCGGAAGUCCAGAAGAUGACGACGAGUGGAAUCGAGCCUUUGCCGACAAGCACAGCGUUCUCGUGGUUGAGCUUGAUUACCGCAAGGCGCCCGCCUACCCGUUCCCUACAGCCAUUCACGACGUUGAGGCGCUCAUGCUCGCUGUGUACGGCGAUGAGAGUCUCCCAUUGGAUAAUCAUCGCAUAGCAGUUGGAGGCUUUUCAUCAGGCGGCAGUCUCGCCCUUGCUGUGUGCCAACUGCAAACGAUCCGGGACAAGGUCAAGCCAAUGGCCGUGUGCCCGAUCUACCCACUCGUCGACCUAGCCACAAACGCCGCGAAGAAAGCGGAGAAACGAUACUACAAACCCGAGCUUGGCUCAGGCCGACGCGCCAAUGCUACUGACGUGCUGUCGCCGGUAUCUCACUUGUUUGGGUGGAGUUAUGUCCCGUACGGACAGCACUUGAAAGACCCUCUGCUGUCUCCCUUCUUUGCGCCGCGCGAGCAUAUGCCAAAGAAGGUCUUCAUCGUCGCGGCGGAGCUCGACCGCUUAGCCCACGAAGCGUGGCGUAUGGCUAGCGUGCUCGCCCGCCGACCGGAGCCAUCAUCAGAUGACAAGGUUGGUCAAGAAAAACCUGGUGUUCCGGGAAAACUGAUCUUGGACGAUGAGCGCUUCGCUUUCAAGCACGUUGACGACGAUGGCAGAGAAGUGCAGUGGUUGCUCAUCCCAGAUCAGAUUCAUGGGUUCGAUUUGGAUCCUGUCGAUUUUCACGGCAGUCAGGAAGCAUUCCAAGAUGCCCAGGUGAAGACUGAAGAAUAUCAGAAGAUCCUGGGAGAAUGGCUGCACAAUUCUACUUGGACUAAGGUAUAG